UCAAUAUAAGGACAAGUACGUUUCUAUAUUAGGCGAGGUUACGGUCAAAUCUCAAGAUCCAAAAUUAGCCGAAGUCACCGAGAGUUUGAAAAAACUAGAAAAGGAUUGCAUUGCGUGGAAAAGUAAAAUUUCAUUAUUUUGA
Molecule: messenger RNA, 142 nt
Organism: Acaulospora colombiana
Lineage: Eukaryota; Fungi; Glomeromycota; Glomeromycetes; Diversisporales; Acaulosporaceae
Source: the annotation of a GenBank genome assembly